Capsicum annuum is the source of this 2132-nucleotide messenger RNA. Its product is annotated as nuclear transport factor 2. Lineage: Eukaryota; Viridiplantae; Streptophyta; Magnoliopsida; Solanales; Solanaceae. Gene Ontology annotation, molecular function: mRNA binding. The record is from RefSeq and is a predicted model, not a curated record. Bases 389 to 1765 code for a protein of 458 amino acids. Gene Ontology annotation, cellular component: cytosol; ribonucleoprotein complex. The transcript has 9 exons.
GGAUUUCUUUUCAUAAAUCCAUUAUUAUUAAAUAGAAAAAAAGAAAAUGAAAUGACAAAACUGGCAGUGUAACAAAUUCACACGCCUAGUCCAUAGAAGUGUGUGACGCUGCUCCUUCCAUUAGUCACUCGGAAUCUCCUUAAACCUCCUAAUAAAUCGGGAGAGGACCUUUUUUCGUUUGCUUUUUCAAAUUCAACUCUCUCUCUCUCUCUAAUAAUUCAUUCUCCUAUUUAAUUACGGAGAUUCGCUAAUCCUCCCCUUGUAUUGUAUAAUAAAAUAAUAAUAUAAAUAAAUAUAACAAUAAUAAUAAUAAAGCUUACCUUUUUCAUAGUAAUUUUGCCCUGUGUAAACCCUAAAGUUGUUGAUCUAUCUAGUCUAGGUUUUAAUAAUGGCGAGCUCAUACCCUGCUCCAAUUGGUGCUACUCAGGUGGGUUCUUACUUUGUUCAACAAUACUAUCAAGUUCUUCAGCAGCAACCGGAUUAUGUUCAUCAGUUUUAUACUGAUGCUAGCUCCAUUGUUCGGGUUGAUGGUGAUUCCAAUGAAUCUGCUUCUGCCCUUGUGCAAAUCCAUACCCUAAUCAUGUCAAUGUGUUUCUCUGUCAUUAAGAUCAAGACGAUAAAUUCUCUUGAGUCUUGGAAUGGUGGUGUUCUUGUUGUGGUCUCUGGUUCUGUCAAACUGAAGGAUUUCAAUGGGUGGAGGAACUUUGUGCAAACAUUUUUACUUGCACCUCAGGAGAAGGGUUACUUUGUUCUGAAUGAUGUCUUUCAUUUUGUUAAUGAGGAGGGGAGUGAACUAGCUCAAGCGCCAGUAGUUUCACAGAACAAUCUUGAGGCUCAACCGACUUCCUCUAAUCCUCUUGCAGAGCCACCAGCAGCCCAUGACUAUGCCAUAGAGGUGGAGGCGACUGAAUAUGUAAAUUCAGUUCAUAUUCAAGGAAAUGAUGCUGUUGAAGAUUACAGUUAUCCAGAGCAUGAUCACGAGAACCUAUAUGAGGUUGAGGCUGAGGCUGAGUCCGAGUCUGAGCAUGAUGAAGCUGAGGCUGAGGAUGAGGCUGAUGUUACAGAGGAGACUCAUUUUGGGGAAGAAACUGCUCAAGUAAGGUCAUUCGAGGAGGAGACUUCUUUUCCAAAUAAUGUGGCCGAAGUCAUGCCAGAGCCUGAGCCUGCUGCAGAAGAACCUGUUGCAGAGCCUUCAAAGCUCAGUUAUGCUUCUAUUUUAAGAGCUCCAAAAGGAAAACCUGCACCGUCGGUUCGUAUCCAGCCAUCUUAUACCAAGACUGCAACAGCUGUUCCUGAGUGGCAACCUCCGGUUGAGCAGUCAAUCUCCAUGCCCCCGGCCGUGCCAGAAGCCAGCCUUGACCUCACAGAUGAAGGAUUUUCUCAAGAAGGGGAAUCAAAGUCUGUCUAUGUGAGGAAUUUGCCAUCUACUGUAUCUUCUCUCGAUAUUUUGCAAGAGUUUAAGAACUUUGGGAAGAUCAAGCAAGAUGGAGUAUUCUUAAGAAACCGCAAGGAUGUUGGCAUUUGCUAUGCCUUUGUUGAGUUUGAAGAAGUCCAAGGUGUCCAAAAUGCAAUCAAGGCAUCACCAAUACAGUUGGCUGGAAGGCAAGUCUACAUAGAGGAAAGGAGACCAACCAGCAAUAGUACUUCUCGUGGAGGAAGAUCAGGAAGGGGUAGAGGCAGAGGAGGUCGUUCUGGCGGACGAACUUUUGGCAGGGGAAGUUAUCCUGAUGAUAGAGUGAAGAGCAAUGGCUACCGCGGCAUGUGAUGAUAUUAAGAGUAUGAAAGGCCAAACAUCCAAACUAAGUUAUGAUUCUGCGGAUGAGGAUCAGUAAGAAGCGUGGUUACUAGAUAGCUUUUAUAUUUUUGAUGGUAUUGUCUUUAUGGAAAGAAUUGUGUUGUUGCCGGUUCUCUUUUCCCGAAGUGUUUUGAGAGAGAUUUUCCCCAUCUUUCUCCUUUAGUUAAAGGUGUGUUAUUAUUCUGCUCUUAAUUCUUUUUUGUCCUGCAAUUCUAGAGGCAGUACUUGUAACUUUGGAGUGAUGUUAAGGGUGAGAAAUAUUUUGAGCCUAGCUGAAAGUGUUGUACUCGACUUCCUUUCUCUGUAUUUCAGAAAUGUCAUGAUGUCUUGGUGCUAA